Gaeumannomyces tritici R3-111a-1 is the source of this 4539-nucleotide messenger RNA. RefSeq lists its product as hypothetical. Gene Ontology annotation, molecular function: lipid binding. The record is from RefSeq and is a predicted model, not a curated record. Lineage: Eukaryota; Fungi; Ascomycota; Sordariomycetes; Magnaporthales; Magnaporthaceae. The transcript is spliced from 3 exons. Bases 561 to 4211 code for a protein of 1216 amino acids.
CUUUCGUGCCUGCGCCAGCAGAGACAUACCGUCAUUGACACGAUGCGAAGCCAGAGACAAGGAAGGAAAUGGCCGGACAAGACGCCAGUGGCUGCUCGCUAAGGGCCGCUUCAGUGCAUGCACGACGAAAACCUGAACUUGGCUGGAACCCCUCUCUCGCAUGUGCUUCAGAUCACAUCCCUUCUGAUCGUUUCGAGCCUUGGAAUAUCGUGUAUUUUAAAAGCCUACCAUCCCAGGCCCAGUCUCCUCAACGGCUGCGUCACCUCUUCUUCCUCCGCAUUCGCGUAGUACCAAGCUCUCUUGUCCUCCCCAUAAUUCCUAUGCUUGAGUGCACAUCCGUUUAGGGGUCUAGGGUUGCCUCUCGAUCCACAUCCUACCUCUACCUCGGUGACCUCUACCCUCUCCUAGACCAUUGAUCUCCUCGAGCUGCCCCGCCCUCCCUGUAUCUCUCCGUCAGCGGUCGGUCAAACACUCAGAAGCCAGGUCUCACACCUAGACACCUUCAACCUCGCGUGGCGCUUCCUCCCCAAUAGCCGCUGCCUGGCCAGGCCACCCCAGACAUGGCCGACAUCCAGGAGACGGUGAUACCCUCGGGGCAGCACUACUCGGGCGCACACAGGGUACCGAACAUCAAGCAGUUCAUGGCGAGCUUGGAUAAGCAGAAAAAGGAGCGGGACGCCCAGAUCGAAGCCCAGGGCGGCGAUCUGCAGAACGGCACGGCGACAGAGGCCGCGCCCGACGGCGAGGCGAUCGCCCACUCCGACUCGCCGGGGAGGAACAUUGGCAAGAACCGGCGGACGGUGCGGGAUCCCAUCACGGGCAACGACGUCGAGAUCGCCGACGUCGACUCGUCCCUCAUGAAGAAGGCCAAGAACCCGCAGCUGUCGGUCCCGAACGCCAACCUGGGCAAGAGCACGCCCGUCAAGACCGACGCCAGCCAGUCGGGCGAGGAGUACCGGCGCAAUCAGGACGUCACGGCGCCGCCGGACCCCGUCGCCAACGGCAGCACGAGCGACGUGCCCAUCCAUGGCGAAAAGACCAACGUGUUGUUCCAUCCCACCCCCUCGGUUAGCUUCGAGCCCAUGUACGACGCCAUCGAGGCGCGCGCCAACCUGCUCUGUGCCGGCAUCUUUUUCUCCAUCAUCUUCAUGGGCCGGUUCUUUGGUGGCAGCUUAUGGGGUUUGAUCCCCUUGGCCUCCUGCAUCUCCUCGGGCGUCUUCCUCUGGGCCAAGGAUUUGGUUCGUCGCGGCCGCGACCUCGAGUGGUCUAGCGAACAGAAGCGUGGCGAGACGGCCGUCGUCAACUUGAUCCCCGAAUCCGUCGAGUGGCUGAACACGGCGCUCGGUCUGAUCUGGGGCCUGAUCAACCCCGAGAUGUUUGCAGCUGUUGCGGACACGCUGGAAGACGUCAUGCAGGCCAGUGUACCUGGCGUCAUCGAACACGUCAAGGUCAACGACAUCAGCCAGGGCACCAACCCCUUGCGCAUCCUAAGUCUCAGGGCCCUCCCGGAUAGCCAUGUCCAGGACCUCAAGGAUGAAAUCAGGAAGCAGGACGAGCAGACAAAGGACCCCCAGGAGCUGGCUGCCGAUGAGGAAGGUGGUGAAUUUUACAACCUUGAGGCUACCGUCGCCUACCACGCCUUGCCGUCGACCGGAGACGUCUCGUCCAAAGCUAGGAACAUGGGCAUGCAGCUUGUCUUCUACCUCGGCGUCAAGGGCCUGUUUGGAGUGCCAUUUCCCAUUUGGGUCGAGUUGAAUGGGCUUGUUUCCACCGUCAGGCUUCGCAUCUCGCUGGCCCCUAACCCCCCUUUCAUCAAGACGCUCAGCUUCACGCUCAUGGGCCUUCCCAAGGUGGAGGCGAGCUGUGUUCCGCUCGUGGAGAAGGGCGCAAACAUCCUCAACCUGCCCGUCAUCAGCAACUUUGUCAACUGGGCCAUCGCCACGGCUGCCAACAUGUACGUGGCGCCCAAGUCCAUGACGCUCGACAUCGGCAAGAUGCUCCAGGGCGACAACAUCAAGAAGGAGACGGAGGCGCUCGGCGUGCUCUUCAUCCGCAUCCACAAGGCCGUGGGCCUGAGCAAGCAGGAUCGCCGUGGAAGCCAGGGUGGUGGCUCGGAUCCGUACAUCUGCGUGGCAUUCUCCAAGUUUGGCAAGCCCCAGUACUGCACCCGAGUCAUCCAAGAUAACCUCAACCCAGUCUUCUCCGAGUGCGCCGCCCUCCUGGUGACGGCGGACGUGAUCAAGGCCGACGAGCAGCUGUCCCUGGAGCUGUGGGACAGCGACCGCGGGAGCGCCGACGACGUGGUUGGCAAAGUCGAGCUCAGCAUCCAGAAGCUGAUCCAGCACGCGGGAAAGAUGUUCCCCCAAAUCUCCAAGCUGCGCGGCGUCAAGGCCGAGAGCACGAUGCCCGGCGAGCUGCACUGGGAGGUCGGCUUUUUCGGAAGGACGCAGUUCCGCAGGGCGCUAAUGACGGACGGCAAGGACCCCAACCUCCCCAAGGAGCUGCGCGACAAGGAGGAGCUUCAGGACGACAAGGGGGUUCUCGAAACCUCGGAAGAGGAGGCGGUCGUCACCACACCCCCAGAUCCGCUGUGGCCAAGCGGCAUCGUUAGCGUCGUCGUGCACCAGAUCGUCAACCUAGAGCUCGAGAACGUGAAGGGAUCCAACGGCAAGCGCAAGGGCCGCGAGUUUGAGCCGGCCCGCCCCGAGGCUGGAGAGCUCAAGGAAGAGCAGAGCAAGAAGCUUCCCAGCUCAUACUGCACCAUCCUCGUCAACGAUGAGUUGGCCUACAAGACGCGCACCAAGGUGGUCUCUUCCAAGCCCAUCUUCGAGGCCGGCACCGAGCGUUUUAUCCGCGACUGGCGGUCUGCCAUCGUGACAGUCACUGUCCGAGACUCGCGCAACCGCCAACACGAUCCGAUCAUCGGCGUCGUGCCACUGCGGCUAUCUGACGUGCUUCUGACUAGUUCCCAGUCGACGCGUUGGUACCCCCUUGAUGGCGGCAUCGGGUUCGGUCGUAUCCGCAUCAGCCUCCUGUUCCGGUCUGUCGAGCUGAAGCUUCCGCCAUCAAUGGUCGGAUUUGGCGAGAUUGGCACGUUCGAGUUCUUGUCCGACGACAUCACCACGGCAAACUAUCCCGCCCACAAAGCCAAGAUCCAUCUCCGCACCGGUGGCAGCUCAGCGACUAUCAAGAGCGACAAGUGCACACCCUCCGAGGACGGCAGCCAACUGCGCUGGGACAUCAGCGGCAACGAGGACUCGGCCAAGAUCCGCCUCCCGGUGCGAUACCGCUACCGCAGCCCUGUAUUCUUCGAGUUCGUUCAGUCCGGGAAGCGCAAGACGGACCACUAUGCCGUUUUCUGGCUGCAGGACCUCGUGGACAACGAGGAGCGCGACUUUGACAUUCCCAUCUGGAAGUGCAACAACGGCACGCGGCUUUCGCAGAACUACAUCACGGAGGAGAAUUACAAGUCGAUCCCAGACGUCGACAUCGAGGAGGUCGGUCGAGUCCGGUUCAGGGGCCGCUUCAAGCCCGGCACGGACCGUGACCACCUCAAGUUUGUAAGCGACAACGACUCUCGCGAGACGAUUGAGAGCUGGGAGGCGUGCUUCGCCGAGGGCGUCCGUACGGAGGAGGUCCGCGGCGAGGUGCCGCCCCUCAUCCAGAAGCUCCACGACGUGUCCCUGACGCAGGGCCGGGACGUGCUCGCGGCGGCCCCAGACAGCGACAAGGAGAAGUGGCUCGCGAAGGACGGCACAGACUGGAGCGGCGCGUUCGGGCAGGACCCGGCGGACCUCAUCGGCCACCGCGGCCAGGACGACGAGCUUGACGGUUAUGAUAACGACGACGGCUCGUCGGGCACGGGAGAGUCGAGCGGCGUGGACCUGGGCAUCACGGACGCAACGACCAACGAGAGCGAAGGUCUAACCCAGAGCCCGAGCAGCAGCCCCACGCAGUCCCGGGUGCGGGAGUCGCUGGACAGCAAUGCCAGCGCGGAGUCGAACAAGAGCGACAGCAAGAACCCGAUCAAGCAGUAUAAGGACUACAAGGACAGGAGCCGCGACCUCCACCGCAAGCACCGAGGGCUGAUGCAGUGGAGACCGAUGCGCAACGUCCAGUUCGUCAAGGACGAGGCGACAUUCGCAGCCCGCCGCGUCGUGAAGGUUGGCAGCCUGAAUGGCCGAAAGCCAGACGUUGAGACUGAGGUGUGAUUUCCAGGCGCCGAGCGUUCCUUUUACGAUACCGACACCAAAGGCGCAAGAAGCUUCCGGGCUCUGAAGAGUGAGGGCGACGAACACGCCGUCGACCAUGCGCAGUCAAGACUUGGAGUGAUGACGAAACUGCACGACCUGCGAGCCCGCGCUCCAACACGUAUAAUGAUGCAAGGGAAGGGAGGGUUUUUGUAAGAUUAAUGAUUAGGUUUAGGUUGCGGGAGAAAUGGACUGGAUGAAAAGGAAAAAAAAAAAACGUGGCUGUCGAUGAAAGAGCAUGGUUUCCCUCAGCAGUGAAUGCACUGAGAAUACAAUGUUUCGGUACCCC